GAUUUUAACUGCCUGAUCGUUUACCUACCAUCUCUCCUUCAUAGCGAUAACAUCUCUCUUCAAAAAAAAAAAUCCUCUCUUUUUCAUACGCCACAUUCAUUUUUCAUUUCUUUGCUUUUAACACCACAUCCACCGUCGUUGUCAUGCCGCUCGCGGAGAAGACGAUUCAGGUCGUGGAGGCCACGGCGCCUGCUGUGGCAGCCGUGGGUCCGCAGCUGGCUGCAUCCUUCUACAAGCGCAUGUUCACCAACAACCCCGAGUUGAAAGAUGUCUUCAUCAUGGCGCACCAGCGUAACCUCGCGCAGCCGACGGCGCUCUUCAACUCCGUUGUGGCGUACGCGACGCACCUGCGCGACCUCGGAGCGCUCGGACCCGCCGUGGAGAAGAUCGCGCACAAGCACGCAGCCUUCAACAUCAAGCCAGCCCAGUACCAGAUCGUCGGCUACAACCUGCUGAAGACGAUCGAGGCGGAGCUGAACCCCGGCCAGGACGUGCUGGACGAGUGGGGCAAGGCGUACGAGCAGCUGGCGCAGAUCUUCAUCACACGCGAGGAGCAGAUCUACGCGGAGGUGGAGUCCAGCCCGGGUGGCUGGCGGCCGACGCGCGCGUUCCGCGUGGCGGACAAGCAUAGAGAGAGCGACGCAAUCACGCGCUUCAAGUUGGUGCCGGCCGACGGCAAGCCCAUCGCUGCGCAUGAGCCUGGCCGCUACCUCUCCAUCUUCGUGCGCCACCCGUCCAUGCCUUACCAGGAGAUCCGUCAGUACUCCAUCGUGUCGCCGCCCAGCCACGAGUACUACGAGGUCGCGAUCAAGCGCCACGACCAGGGCCAGGUCUCGCGCUACAUGACCGACAUUGUGAACGUCGGGGACGAGUUGCAGCUCGCACCGCCCUACGGCGACUUCUUCCUGGACCUCCCCAAGGACACCACCACCCCGAUCGCUCUCAUCUCCGGCGGCGUUGGUCUCACGCCCAUGCUGAGCAUGCUGCGCAGCCUCGCCGUGACGAAGGCCACCAACCCCCUCUACUGGGUCCACGCCGCGCACAGCAAGCGUGUGCGUGCCUUCGCGGACGAGGUGAAGGAGACGAAGGCCGCCACGCUGCCACAGCUCAAGAUCUACAACUGGCUGUCCGAGGUCACGCCGGCGGACAAGCAGGGCGUCGACUACGACUUCCAGGGCCACAUCGACAUCAGCAAGAUCCCCGACUUCUGUGCCAACCCCGCCACGCAGUACUACUUCGUCGGCCCCGACGGCUUCAUGAAGAACGUCGAGAAGCAGCUGCAGAGCCAGAACGUCGGCGACGACCGCAUUCACUACGAGUGCUUUGGCCCCUUCAACCCUAUCAAGUAA
Leptomonas pyrrhocoris is the source of this 1349-nucleotide messenger RNA. Its product is annotated as bifunctional nitric oxide dioxygenase/dihydropteridine reductase 2. The transcript has a single exon. Gene Ontology annotation, molecular function: heme binding; oxygen binding; nitric oxide dioxygenase [NAD(P)H] activity. The record is from RefSeq and is a predicted model, not a curated record. Gene Ontology annotation, cellular component: intracellular anatomical structure. Gene Ontology annotation, biological process: cellular response to nitrosative stress; nitric oxide catabolic process. Bases 144 to 1349 code for a protein of 401 amino acids. Lineage: Eukaryota; Euglenozoa; Kinetoplastea; Trypanosomatida; Trypanosomatidae.